CUCUCUCCCUCCCAUCAUCGUCUCGCGCGGCGUCGCGGGCCCCACUUUACCCUCCCCGCGCCGCCAAAACACGGAGCGCGACCGCCGUCGGGAUCGCCAUGGUUUACCACAAUCUUAAGGCCCUCAUCAAGGGCAUACGAUCAUGCAAGACGGUCGCCGACGAGCGCGCGCUCAUCCAGCAGGAAUCGGCGGCGAUACGCGCGUCGUUCCGCGAGGAGGACUCGUUCGCGCGGCACAAUAACAUCGCAAAACUCCUCUACAUCCAUAUGCUCGGCUCCCCCGCGCAUUUCGGACAGAUCGAGUGCUUGAAGCUGGUUGCGAGCCCGCGAUUCGCGGACAAGCGGCUAGGGUACCUGGGCAUCAUGCUGCUGCUUGACGAGAAUCAGGAAGUACUGACACUGGUUACGAAUUCCCUCAAGAAUGACAUGAACCACUCGAACAUGUAUGCCGUCGGGUUGGCACUCUGCACAUUCGCCAACAUUGCAUCGGAGGAAAUGUCGCGCGAUCUCGCGAAUGAAAUAGAGAAGCUACUCGGGUCGAGCAACACAUACAUUCGGAAGAAGGCAUCUCUCUGCGCCCUGCGUGUCAUCAAGAAGGUCCCCGACCUUGCUGAUCAUUUUGUCGGCAAAGCGAAGAACCUCCUUACUGACCGCAAUCACGGUGUGCUGCUCACUGCUAUCACCCUUGUCACGGAAAUGUGCCAGCUGGACGCGGCUGUGCUGGAGGAAUUCCGCAAUGCCGUUCCCUUGCUCGUCCGGAACCUGAAGUCACUCGUCACCACCGGCUACAGUCCCGAGCACGAUGUUUCUGGCAUUACCGAUCCCUUCCUGCAGGUCAAGAUCCUACGCUUGUUGCGACUCCUCGGUCGCGGCAAUGUACACGCGAGCGAGACGAUGAACGAUAUCCUCGCGCAGGUCGCGACGAACACAGACUCGACGAAGAACGUCGGGAACUCGAUUCUGUACGAGACUGUACUCACUGUCCUCGAAAUUGAGGCGGACUCAGGCUUGCGCGUCAUGGCGAUCAACUUGCUCGGCAAGUUCUUGACGAACCGGGACAACAACAUUCGCUACGUCGCAUUGAAUACGCUCAACAAGGUCGUUUCGAUGGAUACGAACGCCGUGCAGCGGCAUCGGAACACUAUUCUCGAGUGCUUGCGUGACGGAGACAUCUCCAUACGUCGCCGCGCACUCGAGCUCUCCUAUGCGCUCAUCAACGAGCAGAACGUGCGCAUACUCAUCCGCGAGCUGCUCGCCUUCCUCGAGGUCGCCGACGACGAGUUCAAGCUCGGGAUGACGACGCAGAUCUGCCUCGCCGCGGAGCGCUUCGCGCCGAACAAGCGCUGGCACAUCGACACCGUGCUCCGUGUGCUCAAGCUCGCGGGCAACUUCGUGCGCGAGGAGAUCCUCUCCGCGUUCAUUCGUCUUGUCGCGCACACGCCCGAGCUGCAGGCAUACACGGCGUCCCGACUGUAUGUCGCGCUCCACGCAGACAUCUCGCAGGAGUCGCUCACGCUCGCGGCGACGUGGAUCCUGGGCGAGUACUCGGACAUUGUGCUGGAGAGUGGGAUCGUGGACGACGAUACGGCGAAGCCGGUCACGGACAAGGAGCUCGUGGACCUGUUGAGCUCGAUUCUGGACUCGCCGUACGCGAACCAGGUGACGCGACAGUUCGUGUUGACGGCGGUGACAAAGAUUGCGAGUCGGCCUGCGACGAGUGCGGGGGAGAAGGACAGAAUUGCGGAGCUGCUGUUGCGGUAUACCACGAACCCGGAGCUGGAGCUGCAACAGCGCGCAGUAGAGUAUGCGAGCUUGUACAACCAGGUCGAGCUCAGAGAAGGUGUCCUGGAGCGCAUGCCACCGCCAGAGUUGAAGGCGACGGUCAUGGGCGUGGUGAGCGAGAACAAGCCUGUCGGUUCAACCAAGAACCAGGAGGUGGACCUCCUGGGCGACGAGAUCACAUCACCAUCCGCCCCCGGCGGUGCUGCUCCGCCGAACACGCAAGACCUUCUCGCCGACAUCUUUGGUUCUUCUGCCAGCCCGACUGCCUCCUCCCCAGCUCCUGGCGGUGCUCCUGCCGCCAAGCCUCGUUCCACCGUCGACGACAUUCUUGGCCUCUUCGGCACGACGGCGCCUGCCGCCGCCACACCCCCGCCUGCCUCGCAAUCACCUGCCCUCGCGAGCAGCGGCUCCGGCGACCUCUUCUCGCUCGCCGCGCAGUCCUCGUCGCCGGCGCCACCGCCGCCGCAGGCCGCCGCGCCCCCGAAGCCGCAACUGACGUCGUACACGGCGUAUGAGCGGAACGAGCUGAAGAUUACGCUGACGCCGCAAACGAAUCCGAAUAAGCCGGGCAUCGUGUUGGUGCUGGCGCGGUUCCAGGUGUCGGGGAACACGCCUGCGACGGGAUUGAACUUCCAGGCAGCGGUGCCGAAGUCACAACAAUUGCAGAUGCAGCCUAUGUCGAACUCGGAUGUGGCACCGGGAGCGACGGAGACGCAGCAGAUGCGUAUAGUUGCGCCGCAGGGCAGCAACGUGCGCUUGAGGUUAAGGAUAUCCUACACUAUUGGAGGGCGGCCUGUACAGGACCAGGUGGACUUCGCUGGUUUCCCACUAGGCUUGACGGGCUGAGCGAGUGGUGUGUGCCCCUUCCGUGUUGUGCAUGCUGUUGUAAAAGCUCUAUUAGAGGUGGAUAUACAUUGUUACCUGUC
This is a messenger RNA of Schizophyllum commune H4-8, 2707 nucleotides long. RefSeq names its product Adaptor protein complex AP-1 gamma subunit. Gene Ontology annotation, biological process: Golgi to vacuole transport; receptor-mediated endocytosis; intracellular protein transport. The record is from RefSeq and is a predicted model, not a curated record. NCBI's taxonomy places the organism in Eukaryota, Fungi, Basidiomycota, Agaricomycetes, Agaricales, Schizophyllaceae. The coding region runs from base 99 to 2627 and encodes 842 amino acids. The transcript has 8 exons. Gene Ontology annotation, cellular component: membrane coat; Golgi apparatus; AP-1 adaptor complex. Gene Ontology annotation, molecular function: clathrin-cargo adaptor activity.